AUGUGGCGUACUGUUGCAGACAUCUUCGCCAAACCAAGCAAAGGCCAUAUUCAGCAGCUGCGUCUUCAACUACAACAAUUCUCCAAAGGUGACAAGACCGUCGACGAGUAUAUGCAAGGGUUAACAACUCGUUUCGACAAACUUGCACUUCUUGGUAAGCCUCUCGAUCUUGAUGAGCAAAUUGAAGCUGUUCUUCGUGGUCUUCCAGACGACUACAAAUCCGUUGCUGAUCAAGUUGAAGGACGUGAAGUAUCUCCUAAGCUCACCGAAGUCCAUGAAAAGCUUUUCAACAAAGAGGCUCAAUUACUCACCGCUGCUCUUAUGGUGUCUUCCUCUACUCAUGUCUCUGCCAACGUUGCUACGUCUCGUCCUCGUCAGCAUCAACAGCGACACACCCAGCGCCCACAACAACAAUGGAACAACAAAAACAAUCACACCUACAACUCUCAACGUCAAGACACUCGCGGCUAUCAAGGCAAGUGUCAGUUGUGUGGUGUCUUUGGUCACAGCGCAAAACGUUGUUCCCAACUAUACCAAUCUCACGGCUCUCCCCACGGUGGUCUGCUUCCAACACCUGUUCGUCCAUGGCAGCCGAGUGCUAAUCAUGCUCUCACUGCUCCGCCUUCUACAAACUCGUGGCUUUUGGAUAGUGGAGCUACUCAUCACAUGACUAGUGAUCUCCACAGCCUCACCUCGCCUCGCCCAUAUCACGGUGCUGACUCUGUUCUCAUUGGUGAUGGUUCCGCUCUCCCUAUCACUCAUACUGGUUCACUAUCUCUACCCUCUUCUUCUCGUCACCUCAAUCUUAAUCAUGUCCUAUGUGUCCCUAAUAUUCACAAAAACUUAAUAUCUGUCUAUCGGUUAUGCAAUGAUAACAAAGUGUCUGUUGAAUUUGCUCCUGCUGCCUUUCAGGUGAAGGAUCUGAGCUCGGGUGUCCCGUUACUCCAAGGCCGACCUAAAGACGAGGUUUAUGAGUGGCCGGCGUCUACUGUAUCUGCCUUCUUUGCUUCAUCGUCAUCAACACCAACAUUAGUGAACUGGCAUCAUCGCUUAGGCCACCCUAAUUNCUCACAAUAA
Molecule: messenger RNA, 1077 nt
Organism: Camelina sativa (false flax)
Lineage: Eukaryota; Viridiplantae; Streptophyta; Magnoliopsida; Brassicales; Brassicaceae
Source: RefSeq, a predicted model, not a curated record